CCCAGUCUGAUUGCGGCUGAGGCCGGUCCUGGCUUUGUAACUCGCUCAAGAUGGCGACGCAGCCACCCAGCGGGAUCCGCCUCAGCGCGCUUUGCCCGAAGUUUUUGCAUACAAAUUCUACUAGUCACACUUGGCCAUUUAGUGCGGUUGCUGAAUUAAUAGAUAAUGCUUACGAUCCUGAUGUGAAUGCUAAACAGAUAUGGAUUGACAAAACAGUGAUAAAUGACCAUAUAUGCCUGACAUUUACUGAUAAUGGGAAUGGUAUGACUUCAGACAAAUUACAUAAAAUGCUGAGCUUUGGCUUCAGUGACAAAGUCACCAUGAAUGGUCACGUCCCAGUUGGAUUGUAUGGGAAUGGCUUCAAGUCAGGCUCUAUGCGUUUGGGUAAAGACGCAAUGGUUUUUACCAGAAAUGGAGAGAGCAUGAGCGUGGGCUUCUUGUCUCAGACCUACUUGGAAGUCAUAAAAGCAGAACAUGUUGUUGUCCCAAUAGUGGCCUUCAACAAGCACCGACAGAUAAUUAAUUUAACAGAAUCAAAAGCAAGCCUCGCUGCAAUUCUGGAACAUUCUCUAUUUUCUACGGAACAGAAAUUACUGGCAGAGCUGGAUGCUAUCAUGGGUAAGAAGGGGACGAGGAUCAUCAUUUGGAAUCUCAGAAGCUACAAAAGUGCAACAGAGUUUGAUUUUGAGAAGGAUAAAUAUGACAUCAGAAUUCCAGAAGAUUUAGAUGAGACAGCAGGGAAGAAAGGGUACAAGAAGCAAGAAAGGAUGGACCAAAUUGCCCCUGAGAGUGACUAUUCUCUGAGGGCUUACUGUAGUAUAUUAUAUCUAAAGCCACGAAUGCAGAUCAUCUUGCGUGGACAGAAAGUGAAGACACAGCUAGUUUCGAAGAGUCUUGCCUACAUUGAACGUGAUAUUUAUCGACCCAAAUUUUUAACUAAUAAAACUGUGAGAAUUACUUUUGGAUUCAACUGCAGAAAUAAAGAUCAUUAUGGGAUAAUGAUGUAUCACAGAAACAGACUCAUCAAAGCUUAUGAAAAAGUUGGAUGUCAGUUAAGGGCAAACAACAUGGGUGUUGGAGUAGUGGGGAUUAUAGACUGUUAUUUCCUAAAACCGACUCAUAAUAAACAAGAUUUUGAUUAUACUAACGAAUACAGGCUUACAGUAACAGCACUAGGAGAUAAGCUCAAUGAUUACUGGAAUGAAAUGAAAGUGAAGAAGAAUGCAGAAUAUCCUCUGACUUUGCUGGUUGAAGAUAUACAGAAACGUCCUGAUCAGACAUGGGUUCAAUGUGAUUCCUGUCUAAAGUGGCGAAAAUUACCAGAUGGGAUAGAUCAACUUCCAGAAAAAUGGUAUUGCUCCAAUAACCCUGACCCACAGUUCAGAAAUUGUGAUGUUCCAGAAGAACCUGAAGAUGAAGAUUUGGUGCAUCCCACUUAUGAAAAAACCUACAAAAAGAAAGACAAGGAAAAAUUCAGGAUCAGACAACCGGAAGCAAUCCCUCGGAUUCCUGCUGAGCUCUUGUUUCCAACAACUCCUGUGUCAAGUCAAAGCUUUCCUCCCGUUAAGGAAAAUGUUCCAAGAGGACAUCUUUCAGAAGUGGCAAAUACUUACGCAACGAGACUUAUAAAUAAUCAUCGAGGUUCACCCCAGUCUGAACCUGAGAAUAACAGCCUGAAACGGAGACUCUCUACUCGUUCCUCAAUUUUGAAUGCAAAGAAUCGGAGAUUGAGUAAUCCAGCAUUUGAAAAUUCUUAUAAAGAUGUUGAUGACGAUGAAGAUGUCAUCAUCUUAGAAGAAAACAGUACCCCCAAACCUGCAGUAGACGAUGAUAUUGAAGUGAAAUUGCAACAGAGUCACAUGGAGCCAAGCGCUGUUCAGGUGGAGCCUGUGGGUGAUAAUGAACCGUGUGGCCAGACUAGUUCAACAGGCACCUCAUCAUCCAGGUGCAGUCAGGGAACCACUGCAGCCACCCAGACUGAAGUACCAAGUUUAGUCGUUAAAAAGGAAGAAACUAUUGAAGAUGAGAUAGAUGUAAGAAAUGACACAGCCAUACUGCCAUCCUGUGUGGAAACUGAAGGAAAGACACGUGAAACCCAGGAAAUCUUUGAUAAAUCUGCUGGUGAUGCUGGUUGCCAAUUAAAUGAACUAAGAAAUGAGCUGCUUCUUGUCACCCAGGAAAAAGAAAAUUAUAAAAGACAGUGCCACGUGUUUACUGACCAAAUCAAAGUGUUACAGCAGAGGAUACUGGAAAUGAAUGACAAAUACGUGAAGAAGGAAACUUGCCAUCAGUCUACUGAAACUGAUGCUGUAUUUUUACUUGAAAGUAUUAAUGGCAAAUCUGAAAGUCCAGACCAUAUGGUGUCUCAGUAUCGGCAAGCUUUGGAAGAAAUAGAAAGGCUGAAAAAACAGUGUAGUGCUUUGCAACAUGUAAAGGCUGAAUGCAGUCAGUGUUCCAAUAGCGAGAGUAAAAGUGAAAUGGACGAGAUGGUUGUGCAGCUUGACGAUGUAUUUAGACAGCUGGACAAAUGCAGCAUCGAGAGGGACCAGUAUAAAAGUGAGGUUGAAUUAUUGGAAGUGGAAAAAUCACAAAUCCGUUUGCAGUGUGAAGAACUGAAAACUGAAAUCGAACAAUUAAAAUCUACAAGUCGACAAAUUGGAGAUGUGUCAACGUCAAGUAACAUCGAGGAGUCUGUAAAUUAUACUGAUGGGGAAAGCCUCAAACUUCGAUCUCUUCGAGUUAACGUAGGACAGCUCCUGGCCAUGAUUGUACCUGAUCUCGAUCUUCAGCAAGUGAACUAUGAUGUCGAUGUAGUUGAUGAGAUCUUAGGACAAGUUGUCGAGCAAAUGAGUGAAAUCAGUAGUACUUAAAGUGUAUUUUAUGUGAGAUAAUAAAAAAUAUUUGCUCCGUCUUUCUGGUUGUAUAGCUUUCAAAAUUUAAGCAGCUUUGUUAUAGAUAUGAUACGUAACAGACUGAAGAACCGUAAUCUUUUCUGUAUUCUAUGCAUUCAAGUGUGGACACAAAUAUUGUGGACACAUUAUCACACCUUUUGAAAUGCCUGUGAAUCACUGGUAUUGAGCAGCUACAUAGCUAACUCAUGAUUCUGCUUUGAAAUGUAAAUAUUUAUAAUUAAGUCACACAUAUUUUUUUAUUACCCUAGAGGACUCAAGUGUUUUUCACCAAGAGGUUUUCAGGUUGCCCCUAACCUUUGUGCAGUCUUUUCUGGUUCCCCAAAGUAUUUUUCUCUGACUUGAGGGCUGUGCCAUAAUACAAAUGGAAAUGUUACCUUUGAUUUUCUUACAGAGAAGUUUAAAACAGGGUUUUUAAAAAUGGAAUACCACUCCUGAUAAGUUGUAAGUAAUUGAGCAUUAAUGUUUCUUUUCUACAAAUUAUCUCCUGAAAUAUUUUAUUCGUGAAAAUAAAGUAAGCAGAAACUCCAUCCAUAUUGCCCGGAUUUUUCUGUGUGUGCUGAGAUUGCCGAUCAUGGUUAUUAAACACAAAGUGUUUUUACAGAAAAAUAUAAUGAUUUUUAGUAUAAAAAUAUAAAAAAUAUUAAAUGCCCCACCACAUUUACUUUGAAGCCCAUUUUUGGCUGCUUAGUCCACAUGGAGUGGGCACAAUAAUUGUUUAAUAUUUCUUUUUGUGAAAUUUCCUGUACAGCCUUUUGUAGGAUUACUACAGGUUAAUAUGAGUUGAGGAAGACAAUCUUUCUCCAACAGUACUGCAUACCUUUUAUUAUAUCACAAACCAGUAUUGCAUACCUUUUAUUAUAUUACAAACCUAAGUGUUUUAUAUCCUGGAGUUCAGCAACAAACAACCUAGGAUUAUAGUAUUACAUGCCAUAAAAAUUAUGCUUUACUGGUCCCGUGUUUUGUGCAAUUAUAAAGAGAUGGCUUUCUAUUAAGUAUAACUGUAUAUAUAAUUAAGAAUCAUAUUUUCCACAACUAAAAUGUGCAUUAUUUUUUUCAAAGUUUUAUCAUUGCUAUUUAUUUUUACUUUUGUUUCUGAACAUUGAAUACAUGUUCCUUUUGUAUGCUUAAUUACAUGUCUCAUGUACAAUAUUAAAUUUUUACUGUACAUUAACUUCUAGAAAAAGCAAAUAAAUGAAAUUUUUAUUUGCUUGAUAAAGUAAUUGAAAGUGUAUUUUUGGUAUGAAGCUGGUUUUCUGUCACAGUUGUAUCUGUUCAAAUUUUAAAAUAUCUUGUAAUAAAAUAAAAAUAUAUAUGAUGGCUCACACUUCAGAUACUACUUUUAAGGAAUUCUGUAUUCAAGUUAUAUUUUGAAAAGUAAGAUUGUGUCUGUUAAGACCCUCAAGUUGAGCUCAUUUUACUAUGUUUAUUAGAAGUUAUAUUUAGAAGAUACAACUUCUAAAAAUUUAGAAGUUAUAUUUACUUCCAUUAAGGCUCUGAGACUGGGCUCACCUUGAGAGUGUGUGCGUGCAUUUUACACUCAAAAAGAAACUUUAUUUGUGUAAGUCAUUUAGUCUAAAGAAACCUUGCCUAAAUGAUAGCAGCUGUGUAUAGCAUGUCUUAAGUUUGUGAAUGUUUAUGUAGCACUUAUUUCUGGAAUUUGCUAUUUUUCCCUUCCUUUUGGUCAGCUAUAUUCUUGCAAAAAUACAUAUUUUAUAUGGCUGUUAACUGGCUUAAUGGCAAAGUUAAUCAUAGAAUUAGAGAAACUUGCUUGCUGAAUGGAUUCUUUGGAAAUACUUACCUAAUAUUCACUCUUUAAGAAAAUAUUGCCAAGAUACGACUUUGUGACUAGCACGUUUAACAGAAGAACGUACAUGGGCUUUCAUGUCAUCUAGUGAGGUAGCGAUACCUAAUCUUUUUUUGUUAAGUUAAAUUUGUUCAAAGGCUAGUGUGGGGGAGGAUAGUGUGGCUUAAACUAAUUAUUUAAAACGUAGAAGCAGUGUGAGGACGUAAACCAGAGUAGUCCACAGGACCUCAGCUAAGACCACAAAACCAGUAAAAGCUAAUUUUCACACAGCAGGAGAGGCGUGGCAUAUGGUGUGGCCUUUAUUUGGGCCUCAAAUUCUUAAUGUGGGCAGGAGGUGCUGGUGACUCUGCCCAUGGUCUCAGACACUUGAUUGCUGCUAUCAUACAGCCCAUGAGGUCGUUAUUUGUCAUGGAGGAGUAAUUAAGGUGAUACGUACUGAUGGUUCUUACCCCUCACUGGCUGCAUUUUAGAAUCACUUAGGCGGUCCUUAGGAAUCCCACCCAGUGUGAGGAUGCACCCCGUACUAAUUAAGAGUUUUGGGGGUUGGACCAGACUGUCAGGCUUCUUUUCUUUAAGGCCUCCCAGUACACCGUCAGAGCCGAGAGCUAUUGAUCUAUACCCUCCAGUGAAGAAUAUUGUAAGUGUUGAACUCAAGUGGUUCCUGAAACAAACUCAGGAUCUGCAUGACCACUUUCUCACUGGGGUAAGCAAGGACAGGGAGAGGGAAGCAGAGUUGAUGCCCAAGUUAGAAAUGUAAAUACAACCGAAUGGUAUAAAGUGAAAAGUUUUCUUAUGUCCUUGCAGAAAAUAUUAGCUGCAUACAUACACACAUUCAUCUAUAUAUGCAUUCAGUUUAUAUUAAAUUUUAUAUCUUUGUAUUUGAGUAUAUAUUUGUAUCAAAUCUACACAGGUAUCACACCAUAUAAUUGGUAACAUUUCCAUAUUACUCUCGAACAGCUUUAGUAGCAUUUUAUGACCUGAAUAUGCUCCCAGCCCUCAUUUAUUUCUCGUCUUUUGAUAUUACUACAAAAGCUGCUGCUGCGAGAAUACACACCACACAUACUUUUUAAAGUAUAUCCAGAAUGUAAAUACCUUGUAGUGAAUACUGAUAGGUUCAAGAGUGUAUGCUGUGUUAAUCUUAAUAAAUGUCGCCAUCCAAAAAUGGUUGCGAGUAUUUAUACUUCUAUGAAAAACAGAUGUAUGAGUGUGUUUUUUCCUAUCUCCAUCAAGCUUACUGGUAUGCGGAAAAAUGGCAGCUUGCACUUCUUUGUCUCAGGUUGAACGUGUUUUCAUGUGUUUUAUUGGCCAUUUUAAUUCCUUUUUCUGAGUACCCUGUCGUAUUCUCUGCCUAUUCUUUUCUGUUGGGUUCUUUGGUUUAUUGCUUUAAAGAAGCUAAAUGCCUGUUAAUGUGGCCACAAACACUACCCAGACCACUUCUAGCUUUCAGAAGUUGGUUCAGUCUUACUUUGGACAGUGUCACAUAGACUCAUUGGAAUGGAGUGAGAGACCCACUGAAUUCAUGUCUUUUUAUAUGAGGCUGCCCCUUGAACAACUUGGGGCUUGUGGGCUCCAACCCCCAUUUAGUCAAAAAUCCACA
This is a messenger RNA of Physeter macrocephalus (sperm whale), 6313 nucleotides long. It is a transcript of the gene MORC3, whose product is annotated as MORC family CW-type zinc finger 3. The transcript has 17 exons. The coding region runs from base 51 to 2870 and encodes 939 amino acids. Gene Ontology annotation, cellular component: PML body; nucleus. NCBI's taxonomy places the organism in Eukaryota, Metazoa, Chordata, Mammalia, Artiodactyla, Physeteridae. The record is from RefSeq and is a predicted model, not a curated record. Gene Ontology annotation, molecular function: ATP hydrolysis activity; zinc ion binding.